Diaporthe amygdali is the source of this 1182-nucleotide messenger RNA. RefSeq lists its product as uncharacterized. Bases 1 to 1182 code for a protein of 393 amino acids. The transcript has 2 exons. The record is from RefSeq and is a predicted model, not a curated record. NCBI's taxonomy places the organism in Eukaryota, Fungi, Ascomycota, Sordariomycetes, Diaporthales, Diaporthaceae.
AUGACCGGAAUCGCACCGAGAAAGGUCACAUUGCAACACCUCAACAAGAUCAGACCAUGUGUCCGAACUACGUGGGCCUACGUGGAUUACAGUGAUCCAGCUGUAGCUGUGAUCCCCGGUACCUUCAACCGAUCUAUCUUUGAAGCGCCUUUCCUGAGCGAAAUUUCCGACGAUAAGCAAGCUGCAGCGAAUUCUUUCCUCAACAAGACUGAUUUUAUUGCCUAUGACGAGCGUUUCUUCUCAAUCAUCGGACCUGAGGCCACAGUCACACAUUUGCAAAAGCUGACCACCGACAAUGUCCAUGAAGCCCCAUGCUGGAACCCUACGACUCGUGAGCUGCUGUUUACAGAAUGGGGACGUCCGAGCCUACAAAACGGCACUCAUCGUUGGCAGUACUUGCUCGACGUGGACGACAACGAGUUGCGGAAUAUUAGCACCGUACCACCCACCACUAAUCUUCAUGGAUGUGUUUUCUUCAAAGGCUCAUACUUCGGUGUCACUGAUGGGGGAUCCAACGAGACUGGGACAGUGAUCAAGAUCGACCCGUCAACUCUUGAAAAGACGGUGAUUCUCAACAACUUCUAUCAGCAGCCUUUCGCCGGAUUCAAUGACCUCGAAAUUGAUCGCGCCGGCAACUUCUGGAUCACAGAUUCAUGGAGUGCUUGGGGGCGUGACCUCAGCCCGUUCACCCCACCUACGCUUCCAUCCGUUUAUUUCGUGAAUGGAACCAAUAUGCGCCCUCGUGUCAGCCAUAUCACCGACGGAAACACGAAUGGAAUUGCCAUCAUACCUGAUGGAUCGACACUUUAUCUCCCAGACAGUGGCGCGUCCGAGCACAAGCCAGUCGCUCGCAAAAACCCUUACAACAAACGUGAGAUAUCCGCCUUCGACGUGUCUGCCACAGGUGGUGUUUUGAGCAACAGGAGGUUACUUAACAACCCGAUAAGCUACUUUUACGACGGGAUCAAAGUCAGCGGCGAAGGCUAUAUCGUUGCUGGGGCAGGGGACGGGGUUGAUUUCAUUGACCCGGUUGACGGUAUCACCUUGGGAUCGAUCCGGCUGGGCGGUGGCAACAACGUUGCAGUGAACGUUGCUCUGGGCGAACAUGAGAUAUUUGUAGUGGGUAAAGGUGGUGUGUGGCAUGUAAAGAAUGUUGCGACAAAGCUCAUUAGGGAUUGGUGA